AUGUUUUCUCUCUUUUUUUUCUUCCUCUUUUCUUGCAUAUCUCUCUCUCUCUCUCUCUCUCUCUCUCUCUCUCUAUCUAUCUAUCUAUCUAUCUAUCUAUAUAUCUAUCUAUCUAGUUUCUUUCCUUCCGUUCUUUCUUUCAGUGUUUCUUUUUCUUCUUUCUUUCUAUUUUUGCUAGAUUUUUCACUUAAUUUUCGCUAUUUUUCUUUCUUAUUCUUUUUUUUUUGCUUUCUAAAUUUCGCCAUUUUAACAUUCAUCCCCAUCAUUUAUAUAUAUUCCUGUUCUCUUUUUCUUUUUCUUUCUUUCUUUCUUUCUUUCUUUCUUUCUUCAUAUUCCCAUUUUUCCGUUUUCUUUCUUCCUUCCUUUCUUUGUUUCUUUGUUUCUGUCUUUCUUUCUUUCUUUGUUUCUUUCUUUCUAACGUUCUUCAUAUUUCGAUGUUUACCUUUUAUGAAUUUACUAUUUCUUUUAUUCUGUCUUUCUUUCUUGAAUUUUUCUUUGUUUAACAUUUAUGUUUCUUCCUUUCUUUCUUUCUUUCUUCAUUUUUCCAUGUUUACUUUUUCAUUAAUUCAUUCUUUGAUUAUUUUUCCAUGUUUAACUUUUCCUUCUUUCUUUCUCAAUUUCUCUGUCCUACUUUUCCUGUUCAUUCAUAAACCCGCAACAACGGACAGCACCGCAUGUUGCUAA
Molecule: messenger RNA, 684 nt
Organism: Acanthosepion pharaonis
Lineage: Eukaryota; Metazoa; Mollusca; Cephalopoda; Sepiida; Sepiidae
Source: the annotation of a GenBank genome assembly